AUGGCCUCAAAGGUGCACCAAAGCAUAUCAGGCAGCAGGACACAAAUGGCCUUAGCAAAAAAUACUUUGGAGUCCCACAAAAGUAAUUUCCUUCAAACGGUUUUAUCAUCAGUUACCAUUCCCUUUGAUGUGACUUUAUUUAACCAAGAAGAAACGGUCAGGACUUCAGAUGUGAAAAAUACGCCAUUAGUAGAUGUCUCUGUAACAAGCAAUGAGGCAUUCUUAAGUGACGAUGAAUUUAUUAGCUCAUUUCCAAAGGCACAGUGGACUCCUCCACUGAAGUCUUUUGCAGUUUUAACAGAUCAUCACUCAGUUAGUACAGUAGAGCCACCAAGAGAAACAUUAGAAACUGUGUUGCUAACACCUUCGUUAUCUGCCCUUUUUUCACCAUAUGAUAUCUCAAAAACAGCACAGCAAAAGACUCCAUUGAGCGCUGUUCCUGAACACAGUAACGCUCUUACAGAGUUGAAGCCUUUUGUACCAGACAGUGAAAUACUAACUGCAAGCAGGGACUUGCCGUUGUACUCUCCAAAUACAGCUAUUUAUUUCACUUCCAUUCCUUCAGAGGCAGGAGUUGCAGCACGGGAAAACAUAAAUGCAAGUUUAACAGCUCUGUCUUUUGGGGCUGCUUCAGAAGGGUCACCUCUUCAUCUUACGUUGCUGGAUAAAAAUAGCCAUGUGACCCCAGAUGCCACAGCACAGACCGCAGACCCGUAUGGUGACAUUUACGCAUUUGAGAGUAGCAGGGCUGCAGAAACUCUCAGUCUAAGGACCUACCCCACUCCAAGCAUUCCCUGGGCCACGCUGGCUUCAGCAGCCAGUGCUGAGCCUGCUGUGUUUCCUGUUAGUCUUCCACUUGCGUCUUUUCUGCUUCACUCGGCUGCCAUUUCCACGGACUCUAAUAUGGUUCUUAAUGCCAGCCUGUUUACACAUGAAUUUUCCAGUACAACACCAGAUUUGCCUGCUGGUUCAGAAAUACCAAGUCGAUCAGAGCUUGUUAGUGAGCUCAUGAGUCCAGUGCCUUUGGUGAGAUCAUACAGUUCCUGUCUGUAUUGUGACUCAGUUUCACUUCUGCCAGAAGCAGGCUUUUCCCCAGAACAUGACGUGGGCUCAGGUGAUUAUGUUGAAACUUUGUCCAUCAAAGCCUCUGAAGUACAAGGCAUAACUCCCUUUACAACUAUAAUUACUGACAGUUAUGAAUUAGAGGAGCCUACCCCUGAGAUUUUUGAUACUUCUUUUCCAUCAAGACCAGUUGUUUUAUUUUCCUCAAGAUUCGCAGAAAUGCCCGAUUCACGUGUGUUUUUAUUAAGCACUGUGGACACUGACCUUAACAACAGAACACCUGUAACAAUUUCUCCUUCUUACGAUCAGCUCCCUGGAGGAACAUCACUGAACAUCUCUGUUGCCCAGUUUUCCCUUCCUGUUCUGGAAACAGUUUCAUUGACACCAAGCACUUGGGUAGAACUUCCUUAUGCUACCACCGUUAUGUUUGACUCUACCUUUAUCCUGAGUGAGCCGGUAGCAUCAUUUGUGGUCAGUCAUACGACUUUGCUGGAGUCGCCAGAAUUAAUGCCAUCAGAAUCUGUGUUUUUGCUUGACAAGACAUCUACAAGGGAAGAACCAUCUUUCAGUAUUUCAGAUUUUCCAUCCAGUCCUUUAUCAACACCAUUUCUUACUGAGCCUAGCUACUCGUCUUUAUCACCAGCGAUGCUAAAUUCUUACUCGGUCGUGCAAAGUGAUUUAUCAACACUCUUACCUCAGACCUUGUUCACUGACACAUCAGUACUUUCUGAGGAUGCUUCCAGCUGGGAGUUAGCUGCCACUGUCAGCUCUGCCACUGAUGCUGAGGUUUCUCAGUUCCCUCUCGGCCAAACACCAUACUUUUAUUCAAAUGCAUCCUCUGUUCCAGGUGCACAUGUUCCUGAAAUAACGCCAUCAUCAGAUUUUCACUCCGAGUCGUCUGUGUUUCUGGAAGUACCCUCAGUAUUGGCAGCAGGCUCUGAAGUGUUGUUUACCUCAGCUGUUACAGGAGCUACCUCUCAUUUGGAGCCUUCACUCUCCGCCUCUCACUCUGUGGUUCCUACCCUGGUGCUGCCUGUGUCCGACACCCAGUCUGUUACCAGUAGCGUCUUGCUCAAUGAAAGAAAUCUGAUCUCUUUGUUUACUACCUUUCCGGCAACUCCUGUCUUAAAUGUAUCUUCAUCUCUGCUCUCAACUGCUCUGGCUUCUGAUGAGGAUAUUGGUGCUACAGUUAACCCCACGCUGAUUUUAACAUCUCGCAGCGAGGGCAGUGCCCACACAGCCCUUCCUCCCGCAGACCCUGACAACCUGACGUCACGUGCUGACACCAGCAGUGUGAUGCCCUCUCCUACAGCAUCUCCGUCUGUGAUCACGUCCUUUGCUCCCACGCAAUUUCCUCCAACUUCUAGCCCUCCCGAUGGAUAUGAAGUGCCAGCAGGAAGCAGUGUAACUGCUGGUACUGAUGCAUCGGCUGCUCCCACCACUGUCCCCACGACCACUGCUGCCAGUGCAAUGGGCAGCCGCGGCACAACUGCUGCAGGCAGCCUGGGGACAUUCUUCUCUACCCCUCUGGCGACCACUACUCCGUCUGAACCUGUCAUCAUAACCUCUGCCGUGACCACUACUAGGCAACCCUACGUCUGCGACAUUACGGUUCCUGAUGCUUACUUAGUCACUGCGGUGCUGGCCCGAAGAGCUGUUCUACAAAAUGUCAGUGAAUCCAUCAGAGAAGUGCUCAGAAUUCAGUUCAGGCGAUCAGUAGAGCUAGAGGUUUAUAAAAUUUCCCCCAAAUUUGCUUUCUUGGUGACAUCAGGUCCUUUUGUUUACACGGCCGUAGCUGUUAUAAAUGUGCUUGUGAACAGCAGUCUUCUUCGUGGUGAGGCCCCCGUGAUCCUCUCACUGCAUCCGUCUUUCACUGUGCCAGAUAACAGAUUCCAAGUUCAGACAGUGCUUCAGUUUGUGCCUCGGAAUGUGGAUGUGGGGUUCUGCAACUUUAGCCAGCGCAUUGAGAAAGGACUGACAAUGGCCUUCUUGGAGGUCAGCAAACACCAGCCAUUCUACAACUUCACUGUGCAGAUACUGAAUAUAACUCUGAGUAGGCCUGGGACAACGUUUCGGCAAGGCCCUGUGAGCAUUGUUUUUGCCAUCCGAGAUAGAUAUGGUUUUCUAAAUGGGUCCGAAGUCAGUGAGCAGCUAAGAAAUUUGUCUGUGGUGGAAUUCAGCUUCUACCUGGGCUUUCCUGUGCAGCAAAUUGCUGAACCCUUUCAUUAUCCUAGGCUUAAUGUGUCUCAGUUGAUGAAAUCUUCCUGGGUGAGAACAGUUCUCUUGGGUGUCGUCGACCGGCGAAUUCAGGAGGAAGUGUUUCAGGCUGAGAUGGAGCGGAAACUAGCUCACCUGCUAAACGAGGCUUUGGUCAGAGGGCGGAUAUGGAGACGAGCCAGUUUUGCAGGCAGCAACAUUGUGCAGAUUGUGAACGUGUCGCGAUUAGUUGGUGUUGAUAACCCUGUGGAGCUGAUCUAUUUUGUGGAGGACCAAGAUGGAGAGAGACUCAGUGCUCUGAAGUGCUCAGACCUGAUGAACAGAGUUGAUAUCCAGCGGGCUGCCAUCAUCCUUGGAUACCGCAUUGAAGGCACUGUUGCACAGCCUGUGGAGAAGCUGAAGGAGUCCACCUCAGAGUCACAGAAUAGCAACCUAUGGAUUAUUGUUGGUGUAGCAGUUCCAGUUGCUGUGGUGCUCCUGAUCGUUAUUAUUUUAUACUGGAAACUUUGUCGGACAGACAAAUUGGAAUUUCAGCCAGACACGAUGAGCAACAUUCAGCAGCGACAAAAGCUACAAGCACCCAGUGUGAAAGGCUUUGAUUUUGCUAAGCAGCAUCUGGGCCAGCACAAUAAAGAUGAUGUUCUGAUUAUCCAUGAGCCAGCUCCUUUACCAGGACCUAUUAAGGAUACUACCCCAUCUGAAAAUGGAGAUGUGCCCAGCCCCAAAUCCAAGACCUCCUCAAAGCCUUCAAAGACUGUUCGACACAGAGGGAGAGUUUCGCCAUCAGAUGCUGACUCCACAGCAAGUGAACAAUCCAGCGGGAGAGAGACAGGAGAAGAAACUUCAAGACCAUCAGCUGUUGCAAAUGAGGGCAAACCUCGAAGAGCAGUGAAGAAAGGACCUCCUCAGACCAGCAGUGGAAAUGAGCAGCACUCCUCAGCCUCUAUCUUUGAACAUGUGGAUAGGAUGUCACGUUCCUCAGAUGCCAGCAGACGAGUCCCAAGCAAGAUCCAGCUGAUUGCUAUGCAACCGAUGGCAGCACCUCCAGUUCAGAACUCGGUACUUUCUGACCGAGUAGCAGAGACCAACAAAAUUAAUAAAGAGAUACAAACAGCCCUGAGGCAUAAAUCUGAGAUCGAGCAUCACCGCAACAAGAUUCGUCUUCGUGCUAAGCGCAAAGGGCACUACGAGUUUCCAGUGGUGGAUGAUGUGGUGGUAGUUGACUCCAAAGAACAGCACAGAAUAUAUCGCAAGGCACAGAUGCAGAUUGACAAGAUCUUGGACCCUGGAGGAGGCAGUGUACCUACUGUCUUCAUAGAGCCCAGGAAGAGUUCUCGUGCAAAACGUUCUCCCAAGCAGCGCCGGCGACAUCAGAUAAAUGGUAGUCCGAUUGAUGCAGAAAAGGACAGGUUGAUCACAACGGACAGUGAUGGGACGUACAAAAGGCCUCCAGGAGUCAAUAAUUCUGCAUAUAUUUCUGAUCCGGACUUGCCUCCUGAACCUCAGACAUCAUCUUCAGCUGAUGUGGGGAAGUUCCCCGGCUUGCCUUCCCACCCAGUCUCCCAGUACGUCCCACCACAGCCAUCCAUUGAAGAGGCUCGGCAAACCAUGCACUCGCUGCUGGAUGAUGCUUUUGCACUGGUGGCUCCCAGCAGCCAAGCAGCCAAUUCCACAGCUGUCGCACCACCUGGGGUCUCUGCAGGACAGCCGAGAUACGUGGAAUUUGGAAUGACUCUGCCUACAGCACCAGGUCUCCUACCAAGGCAGAACUUUGGGCCGGGUAUUCUUCAACCUGCAGAGUUAAUGCACCCAGACCAACAGCCACCUGAGGUUCAGUAUUCCUCCAGAGGGAUGUACUCAGAGGAAAUGCCAUCAGUGGCACGGCCACGACCAGUUGGAAGUACUGCAGGUUCUCAGAUACAGCACCUCACUCAGGUGGGAAUUGCUAGCAGGAUCGGAGGUCAACAAGUGGAGAUCCCCUCAGGCAGAGCAGGGCAUGGCCAGCCGGGGGGGCCAGGGUGGCCCCAGUACCAUGGAGAGGAUGAAUAUGCUAGGCGAGAUGCAACGCGUAUGCAUGGACACCAAGAAUAUUCCUCCUCACCAGUAUUCCAGAUGCCGAGGACUUCAGCCAGGCAGCCUUCGGCACCCCCUGCUCAGCUUCCACACAACAGCCUUCAGGGCCAGGGCCUUUGCUACACCACCAGUUCCACUGAGGACCUCCAGCCAGGUCACUCUUCAGCCUCUCUUAUCAAAGCAAUUAGAGAAGAACUUCUACGACUUUCUCAGAAACAGACAACAGUGCAGAACUUCCAUAGUUGAUUUAGCAUUCCCUUGCAAAUCUGCCAGGUAUCUGCUUCCUAUGGAAGCAAAGACUUAAUGGACAUUAGCAAUGUUGUUGUCUCAAAAGAAUGAACUUUCACAGCUCUGUUGACAACACUCUGGAAAAAAUGAAAAAAGUCAGCAAAAUGAGGAUAGUAAGGAGAGAUGAGGGACAAACAGGGAAAAUCAUCAGUGUCAUCACAAGUAAUAUUAAUUAAUCUGCUAAUAUUACGGAGCUCCUCCUCUCUCUCAACCCUCAUUCAGCCUAACAGUUAAAUAAAAUCUUAGGUUAAGAAGUCAACACUCCAGCAACAAGAAGAA
Molecule: messenger RNA, 5919 nt
Organism: Pterocles gutturalis (yellow-throated sandgrouse)
Lineage: Eukaryota; Metazoa; Chordata; Aves; Pterocliformes; Pteroclidae
Product: KIAA1549 ortholog
Exons: 19
Coding region: 1-5598 (1865 amino acids)
Source: RefSeq, a predicted model, not a curated record